AUGGCGCACCUCAAAUCACCUCCUCUCGAAAGACCACGUUCGGCUGAAGAUAGUAAUGAUUAUCUGCAGAAGAAGACGUCGAACGAUGAGGAGUCGUCGCCCAAGAGCAACGGCGCCCAUGUGCGCUCGCCUUCCUCGUCCACCGCCGCCGCCGCCGCCGCCGCAGCAAAAGAUGACGAGGACCAAGCCACCACAUCGGAACGACUCGACGCGCUCGCGAAAGAGCGCGAUUCCCUGCGCGAGGAGGUCACGCAGUUGCGCAAGUCGCUGGAGACGAUACAGAGCAAACACGAAGAGGAGAGGACAGGGCUACAGACGAAGUUGGACGAGGCGGCGUCGGGCAAGGAGCACGCGGAGAACCAGUACCGCGACCUGCGCGGCAAGGUCAACACGAUCCGCAGCCAACUGGGCGAGCGCAUGAAGGCCGACGCCGAGGAGCUCGAGCGCUCUCGCGCGCAAAUCGACGACCUCGAAGAGCAGAACCGCAGCGUGCGCGAGGAGAACGACGGCCUUUCGGACGACCUGGCGAGCCUGCGCACGCUCAACGAAGAGCAGGCGGCGGAGAUUGCCAACUUGCGGGGCCGCGCGAACCUCUCGCAGCAAAAUUGGGUCAAGGAGCGGGAUGAGCUGAUACAAAGGGAGGCAUAUGCGCGGGAAGAGUUUGAGACGGCGAAGCAGGCGAUGCAAGAUUGGGAAGUGCUCGCCAUGGAAGAGAGGUCGCUACGAGAAAACCUCGGCGACCGGGUCACAGAGCUGGAGGAGCAGCUGAGCGCGCAGAGGGAGGCGCUGGAGCGGGCAGUCAACGAUCGCGACACUCAGACGUCGACUGUCGAUGGCCUGCAGAGGGCGCUCAGGGACAUCCAAGACGCGCGCAAGAAAGAGUUGCGAGAAAUCGUGGAAAACUCGCAGUCGCAAGUCGACGCCCUGAAGACCCAGCUCGCCGCCGCAGAAGAAGCCUCCGCCUCCGCCAAAUCCACGCUCGAGGCCACGCAAAAGGAGCUCGAGCGCGCCCUGCCCUUCGAGAAGGAAGUCAAGGAAAAGAACCUUCUGAUCGGCAAGCUGCGGCACGAGGCCGUUAUCCUUAACGAUCACCUUACCAAGGCGCUCCGGAUAUUAAAGAAGGGAAGGCCAGAAGACAACGUCGACAGGCAGAUUGUCACGAACCAUCUCCUUCACUUCCUUGCAUUAGACCGGAGCGACCCGAAGAAAUUCCAAGUGCUACAGCUCAUCGCCGCCUUGCUAGGCUGGAAUGAGGAACAACGCGAGCAAGCCGGCCUCGCCCGCCCAGGAUCAACAAACAGCAACCUGCGCAUCCCUCUGUCACCAUUCCGACGCACGCCGUCCACGCCCUCGCUGAACACGGACCUCCUGCUCACGGACCACAGCUCCAACAAGGAGAGCCUGGCAGAGCUAUGGCAGAACUUCCUCGAGCAGGAGGCGCUGGAGGGUAAGGGUGGGUCGGCCAACGCGAGCAGGAGGGGGAGCGGCAUCGUAAGCCCGACUAAUACGACAGGCGCCGGCGACGGGAAGGGCCUGGGUAUUUUGCCGUAG
Messenger RNA from Aplosporella prunicola CBS 121167, 1551 nucleotides. RefSeq lists its product as uncharacterized. Gene Ontology annotation, biological process: endoplasmic reticulum to Golgi vesicle-mediated transport; Golgi organization. The record is from RefSeq and is a predicted model, not a curated record. Gene Ontology annotation, molecular function: small GTPase binding. Gene Ontology annotation, cellular component: Golgi apparatus. The coding region runs from base 1 to 1551 and encodes 516 amino acids. The transcript has 3 exons. Lineage: Eukaryota; Fungi; Ascomycota; Dothideomycetes; Botryosphaeriales; Aplosporellaceae.